AUGGGCGCCUACAAGUAUCUCGAGGAGCUGUGGAGGAAGAAGCAGAGCGAUGUGCUCCGCUUCCUCCUCCGCGUGCGCUGCUGGGAGUACCGCCAGCUGCCCGGCAUCACGCGGCUGACCAAGCCCUCCCGCCCGGACAAGGCGCGUCGCAUGGGCUACAAGGCCAAGCAGGGCUACGUGGUGUACCGCGUGCGCAUCCGCCGCGGCAACCGCAAGAGGCAGGUGGCCAAGGGCAUCGUGUACGGCAAGCCCGUCACGCAGGGCGUCACCCAGCUCAAGCCCAACCGCAACCUGCGCGCCAUGGCCGAGGAGAAGGUCGGGCGGAAGUGCGGCGGCCUGCGCGUGCUCAACUCGUACUGGGUGAACCAGGACUCGACGUACAAGUACUUCGAGGUCGUCCUCGUGGACCCCGCGCACACCGCGAUCCGCAACGACCCCCGCAUCAACUGGAUCUGCAACCCCGUGCACAAGCACCGCGAGCUGCGCGGCACCACCUCGGCGGGGAAGACGGGCCGGGGCCUGCGGGGCAAGGGGACGCGGUACGACACGCGCCCGUCGAUCCGCGCUACCUGGAAGCGUCACAACUCGAAGGUGUUCAGGCGCUACCGCUAG
Pedinophyceae sp. YPF-701 is the source of this 612-nucleotide messenger RNA. Lineage: Eukaryota; Viridiplantae; Chlorophyta; Pedinophyceae. The record is from the annotation of a GenBank genome assembly.